CGUUAUUGUAAAGGAUCGACUCCCAGCAUUUUCUUCCUCACGUUUGGAGCUUUGUUGUGACGAACCCAAACAGGAAGUGCUCCUCCUGUUGCGGGUGACUGCGGGAGCGAAGGCCAGAGAGAGGGAGAGGCUGAAUCCUACUUGCUGCUGUCAAACAGGUCUCUAACCAUGGAAGUGGAUCUCAGUGGAGUGUCGAGGGCUCAUGUUUCCAUUCUACCUUCAGCUGAGAUCAAAGCUACGUUGAAAGCGGAAGCAGAAAGACCUCGUUGCGCCAGCACGCCAUGCUCCCCCAUCAGAGGUACUGUAGCAGGAUACCAGAUCCUCCACAUGGACUCAAACUAUCUAGUGGGCUUCACAACUGGUGAGGAGCUGCUCAAACUGGCCCACAAAUGGUCGGAAAACUCCCCUGAAAAGAGUUUGUUAUCAGAGGCUGUGGCCAGUCCCAUCCAGACGAGUGUCUCUAAAUCUUUAGAUGUGGGAAUCCAUCGGUCGUCAAGGAUCUUUAAGGCCAAAAAUCGCUACUACCAGCCUUACGACAUUCCUGCUGCUAAUGGUCGGAGAAGGCGGCGCAUGCCCAGCUCGAGUGACACCUUUCUCAGGUCUAUGACUACAGGAGAACAUGGCAGGGGUGUGCACGCACCGCUGCCCCUGUGUCGGCUUAAAGGGAAGAGGACCCAGUCCAAGUCUUUGGACUACCUCAACCUUGACAAAAUCACUAUCAAAGAGUCAUCAGACACAGAGGUGUUACAGUACCAACUGCAGCACCUCACCCUGCGGGGAGAGCGCAUGUUCACUAGGAAUAAAACUUAAAGCCACAGAAGAUGACAUCAUUUAGACGUCUUUCACACUGGUAGUGGGAUAUGGGUGCUAUUUCCAGCUCAGUUUCUGUGUGCUCAGAUGAGAAGCAGUUCUUUAAUAAGACGGCCUGAUAAUUGUGCUCUCUUAUUAACUGGGAUUAAACCCUGCACUGAAAAAGUAACGUUGAAGGGAAGCCUUUUAGUACUCGCACUGUAUUGAGAUGAUGGGGGUCAAAAUGUGAAUGAUAUCUUAGCAAUAACUGGUUUACUUACUGUAUUUAUUACAGCUGAUACAUGCACAUAUCACAGUGUAUCAGCUUUAAAUUACAAUCAUGCCAGUUUUACUGCCUAAUGUCAUCUAUAAAACUUGUUUAAUGUGUGAUUUUUGUUUUCAUAUGACUCCUGGGACUACUGUAAAAUUAACAUGACAAACCACAUCUGUUCUAUUUGUUUUAGAUACUUUGUCUAUUUAAUCGUGUCAUUUAAUAAUUGUGUUUUUAAAUUGAUUCCCCCAAAGAUGUUUAAAGGUUUUGUGCUACACUAUACAGAAUUCAACUAACCACUGCUUGAAUGUUGUGUGUUAAAAAAGCCUGUUCAUCCUCAAACAGAUAAUAAUCAACAUAAAUGAAUUUGUAAUAAAACUAGGUAGUAUAAAUUAUUACUGACAUACCGUAAUUUUCGGACUAUAAGUCGCACCAGCCAUAAAAUGCCCAAAAAUGUGAAAAAAAACAUAUAUAAGUCGCUCCGGAGUAUAAGUCGCAUUUUGGGGGGCAAUUUAUUCGACAAAAUCCAACACCAAGAACAGACAUGAACGAGCAACAACAGGCUAAACGAUACGGUAUGCUAACGUGACAAACACAAACGAGGAGCUGAGAACAGGCCUGACGUAACAUUCAGUUAUUUAAAAAAAACUAUUACAUAAAUAACACGUUUAUAAAACCAUCUGUGUCACUCCAAAUCAUUAAAUCCAUCGAUCGUCCUUUGUCAACAAUGCCGUGUGCCGCGCCGCAGUUCAAAUUAUUCCACAGGCCCAUAAAAGGAUAUAUAAACUAUAUUUUAAAUAACUAUCACAUAAACAAUAUUAUCAAACCAUUUGUGUCACUCCAAAUCAUUAAAUCCAUCGAUCAAAUUUGUCGUCCUUUAUGUCAUCCUGGUGACAGAGGACAUGUCCAGAAGAUAUGGCGCUUUAAAGUCUUAAUUACUUUAUUUGAUUUUUUUCUCUCUAUUUUUCAUGUUUUGAAUAUGUUCAAGAUAAAGAUAUCAAAGCAUGUGAAGUGAUCAACUAUACUAAAAAUAACAUGUGAAGUGGUCAACUAUACUUGUAAGUAAGUGAUGUGUUAAUGAUCAAGUAAAAAUUUGUGAAAAAAAACAUAUAAGUCGCUCCUGAGUAUAAGUCCCCCCCCCACGCAAACUAUGAAAAAAAACGAGACUUAUAGUCCGAAAAUUACGGUAAUUGAGCAUUUAACACAGAACCACGCCUUGUAGUGUGUCUCAAAGUAUAUAUAAUAUAUUUGCUACAAUCCGUCCGUCCAUCCAUUUUCAACACUGCUUCUAAAAAUUACCAAUUUAAAUCAGACUGCUGAAUCCUCACUUGAGCCUCAGCUGAGCUUUAAACUCGUUGCACUUAUCAAAUAUUGUGAUAACACCCCGUCAUUCUAUACAGUAAAGACAGAUAUGACAGUGAAAUUUCAUAGUACAAAUUGAACAGGUCAGAUUGAACCAAUUUUACAUGCUAGAGAUAAGUUAGGCGUAUUUAUGUGGAAAACCACUUUACAUCCGUUUAGUACUUGACGCUUUGCUUGCAUAUACAGUGGGGAGAACAAGUAUUUGAUACGCUGCUGAUUUUUCAGAUUUUCCCUCUUGCAAAGCAUGUCUGUAAUUUCUAUCAUAGGCACUCUUCAACUGUGAGUUAUGGAAUCUAAAACAAAAAUCCAGAAAAUCACAUUGUAUGAUUUUUAAACAAUUCAUUUCCAUUUUAUUGCAGGAAAUAAGUAUUUGAUACAUCAGAAAAACAGAACUUAAUAUUUGGUGCAGAAACCUUUGUUUGCAAUUACAAAGAUCAGACAUUUCCUGUAGUUCUUGACCAGGUUUGCACAGACUGCAGCAGGGAUUUUGGCCCACUCCUCCAUACAGAUCUCCUCCAGAACCUUCAGGUUUCGGGGCUGUCGCUGGGCCACACGGACAUUAAGGUCCCUCCAAAGAAUCUCUAUUGGAUUCAGGUCUGGAGACUGGCUAGGCCACUCCCGGACCUUGAGAUGUUUCCUACGGAGCCACUCCUUAGUUGGCCUGGCUGUGUGUUUUGGGUCAUUGUCAUGCCGGAAAAUCCAGCCGCGACCCUCGGUCUUCCUCGGUCUGGGGCGCCAUGCAAGAUCUCACCUUGUGGGGCAUCAAUGAUCAUGAGGAACGUGUGGAAUGAGCCCAGAACUACACGGCAGGACCUGGUCAAUGACCUGAAUAGAGCUGGGACCACAGUCUCAAAGAAAACCAUCAGUAACACACUACGCUGUCAAGGAUUCAAAUCCUGCAGUGCACGGAAGGUGCCCUUGCUCAAGCCAACGCAUGUCAAGGACCUUCUGAAGUUUGCAAAUGACCAUCUGUAUGAUCCAGAGGAGGAAUGGGAGAAGGUCAUGUGGUCUGAUGAGACAAAACUAUAACUUUUUGGUUUAAACUCCACUCGUCGUGUUUGGAGGAAGAAGAAUGAUGAGUACAACCCCAAGAACACCAUCCCAACUAUGAAGCAUGGCGGUAGAAACAUCAUUCUUUGGGGAUGCUUCUCUGCAAAGGGAACAGGAUGACUGCACCGUAUUCAGGGACAGAUGGAUGGGGCCAUGUAUUGAGAGAUCUUGGCCAACAACCUCUUUCCCUCAGUAAGAGCAUUGAAGAUGGGUCGCGGCUGGGUCUUCCAGCAUGACAAUGACCCAAAAUACACAGCCAGGGCAACUAAGGAGUGGCUUCGUAGGAAACAUCUCAAGGUCCUGGAGUGGCCUAGCCAGUCUCCAAAACUGAAUCCAAUAAAGAAUCAUUGGAGGGAGCUUAAAGUCCGUGUGGCCAAGCGACAGCCCCAAAACCUGAAGGCUGUGGAGGAGAUCUAUAUGGAGGAGUGGGCCAAAAUCGCUGCUGCAGUGUGUGCAAACCUGGUCAAGAACUACAGGAAACGUCUGAUCCCUGUAAUUACAAACAAAGGUUUCUGCACCAAAUAUUAAGUUCUGUUUUUCUGAUGUGUCAAAUACUUAUUUCCUGCAAUAAAAUGGAAAUUCAUUAUUUAAAAAUCAUGCAAUGUGAUUUUCUGGAUUUUUGUUUUAGAAUCCAUCACUCACAUUUGAACCUAUGAUAGAGAUUACAGACUGCUUGCAGACACGCAGCGUUUGACAUGCUUUGCAAGUGGGAAAACCUGAAAAAUCAGCAAUGUAUCAAAUACUUGUUCUCCCCACUGUAUGUGGGGAUGUACAUAUAUUGUAUGUGCAUUAUUUGACACUGGCCCAGCACAGUAUAAAUUGUGUUUUUUUUUACGAGUGUGUUUGUUUAAAACUUACUUGUUUUCUGUCCCUGAUGGCAUCGCAGUCAAAAACAGUCGUGAAUCUUUUUGUGUCAGCACCAGAUCACACACUUUGCUGCUUUAUUUAACUUUUGCAAGCCAUGGACACAUACAGUCCUGGAGAAAUGUUUGUACACUUUUUGAGUUUUUGUUUUUCGGCACAUUUUAUUGUUUUGCUCUGAAAUUAAAAAAAUAUUUUGCCCCACAACAGAUCAUCUCUAGUGUGGGAUGUGAUAUGCAAUAUAAUUCAUAAAAUAUUCCUUUGAUUAAAAUAAAUCAUGAACAUUUUAUUAAUUAACAAACUACAACACAUUCAAAGGGUGUACAAACCAAAUGGUACUGUGUACUGUAUAUAAACUCACCUCUUGCAUCCCUCUGUUUCCAUUCGCCAAUCACACAUGUACUGUUCACCUAAUGUUAACUAAUGACUGUUACAGUACUGAUUAAAGCUUAUUGCAAUCUAAA
This is a messenger RNA of Syngnathus typhle (broad-nosed pipefish), 4797 nucleotides long. RefSeq names its product macrophage immunometabolism regulator (gene macir). Gene Ontology annotation, biological process: negative regulation of fibroblast migration; negative regulation of cytokine production involved in inflammatory response. The record is from RefSeq and is a predicted model, not a curated record. The coding region runs from base 169 to 810 and encodes 213 amino acids. The transcript has 2 exons. Lineage: Eukaryota; Metazoa; Chordata; Actinopteri; Syngnathiformes; Syngnathidae.